CUCUGACAGCUGCACAACAUGGACUCGACGAGUCAACAGAGCUCAAUUAACGAACUUAAGGAGCAAAUUCGCUCUCUGACUGACGAAACUGUACAGCUGCGGGAACGAAAUGAAGUGCUGUUUAGUAAGCUUGACUCGGCCCAGAUCAAACUGGGUCAGCAGGCUGCGUCAAAGAGCGAGCUGUCUGUCAAACUGGUCCAGUGUGAGGAAGACAAACUGAAGAUCUCUAAAGACCUUGUUGAUGUGCAGAUUGAGGCCAAUAAAAUGAGAGAGAGGUAUGAAGCAGAAAUCUUUGACCUGAAAAACAUGGUUUUAUCUCAGGAGGGAACGGCCUCAUCUCUUCAGACGGAGCGUGACCGGCUCAGAGAUGAAGUGUCGGCAGCAUCGGCCCGUUUAGAAGUCAUUGAGCGGAACGAGCGUGACCUGGCCGAAGAGUACGCGGUGCUAAAGAGCAACUUCCUGUCGUUGAGGAGUGCUUAUGAAAGGGAACGCACACACUCCGAAGAGCUCAGCGCUGAGCUGCUCGCCCUCGCACACACACACGACACACUCCUGCAGGAGAGAGAGCGGACGCACAGACACACGAUGGAGGUGGAGAGGGUUCGAGCGCUCAUCAGCAGGGCGUCACUGAACAGAGUCAGCCCAGAGGAGUUUGAACACAGCAAGAGCCCACUGGAAAAAAACGGAGCGUGGAAUAACCUGAGAGAUGAGCUAGAAAACCUGAGGAAGAGCUACGAGGGACACCAACGACAACUGGAGGAGAAAGUUGUGGCCAUGGGCAGAGAACAACAGGAGAAUAAGAGAGCCAUUCAAAACACCCGACACGAGCUAUCCCAGCAGUCUGCAACACUGAUCAUAUCUCAACAUCAGCUGAAGGAGGCUGAGACUCAGGUCUCUGAACUACAAAAUCACCUGAAGGAACUCAACAGAGAGUACAGGGCCCGACUCACACACUAUAUUCAGGACGUUACAGAGUCUGUAACUGCAGCUGGUGGUGGUGAUUUGGGACAGAAGUUGAAGGGUAUUGUCGAGUCCAUGCUGGAGGAGAUGAAAAUAUCAUAUCGCUCCAGAGAGGAACAACUCACCAAAGCUGCCAAAACAUACCACAAACGCAUACAGGGUCUGACCAACGCCCUUCAACAACUACUCGUUGCUUACAGACUGCAACGUGAGCAGAUCCUGGCACUCCCUGAACACGCUUUAGAGGCCGGACCCCCUGAGGCCCACUUCUGUCCCGCGGGGCCUGAACCGAGAGGAGACACUGAGAGAGAGAUACACAGACUGAGAGAGGACAAAGCCCGCCUGGAGAGCCAACUGAAACUUGCUCGAGAACAGAUGGCUGUGUUGUCCGAGUCUUCUCAGAGGGCUGGACUGACACAAGAGGCCUGGAAUGAUGUUAAAAAACAGCUCAGAGAAAUAACAAACUCCACACAGGAAUCUCAAGAGAAGGAGCGUGUCCGUCUGAUCACCCGAGCGACGGUUGCUGAGGAGCAGGUGUCUGAGCUCAAGGAGUAUGUGGACAAUCACCUGGGCAGGUAUAAACUGGAGAUUACGCGACUGCGCAGGCUUCUGGGAUCACAGGAGGGAAGAUCAAAUAGUGCACGAGUCCAUAAGCCCCGCCCACUCCACAAGGCUUUCAAAAACAGCAGUUAUGAAAUAUAGUGCAGUAAUCCUUAAGCCCCGCCCACUCCA
Messenger RNA from Pimephales promelas (fathead minnow), 1692 nucleotides. RefSeq names its product coiled-coil domain containing 78 (gene ccdc78). Gene Ontology annotation, cellular component: cytoplasm. The record is from RefSeq and is a predicted model, not a curated record. NCBI's taxonomy places the organism in Eukaryota, Metazoa, Chordata, Actinopteri, Cypriniformes, Leuciscidae.